CUCUCUGUGCUUCACGCAGCUCAGCUGGAACUGAGGGUCCUUCUGGCAGCCCCCCAGGAUGGACGGUUUCGGGAAAGGGCUCAGGGGGUCCUGGAGGGGCUGCCACCCUCCAGCCCCUGUUGGAGGCACAUCACCCCUGCCUUCUCUUUGGUGACUGGCACACCUGGGGGUUGGCAGCCCCCUCGGGUCCCAUCCCCAGGAGCCAGGUGGGGAGGUGCCAGGGGGGAGCAGCUCACUAUCCUCCUCGGCCCCUCCCAACCCUCUCCAGAGGCCCAGGGGCCAUGCCCGUGGGGGUGCCCCGACAGAGAAGCCUUUAAUGCCCCACGGGCCCCGCAAGCCCCAGCAGGGUGGACAGAGCUGCCGGGGAAGGGCCGGUGUGCCCCUGGGCCUGGAGGGGGAGGUGCAAGCCCUGCCCUCGGGUCUGCAGCAGCCCACCUGCAAAGGACCUCGAGGAACAUUCUGGAAUCCAUCAGUUCCUAGCUUGUCAUUCUAACUGCCUCCAUUCCCCACAGGCGGCAGGGUCAAGCCCCGAGACCCAGGGGGCCUGAGCUAGUCUUGGAGGGCUGCUGGCAGUGAGGCAACGGGAGGGCGUUCUGAGACCUCACAGACGUGGGGCCCCUUUAAGAGGAAGCAGCGGACUUCAGCCAGGCAGAAGGAGGCGGCAGGUGCUGAGCGCUGGUCAGCAUUCUCUGGCUGGCGUCCCACCUGACCAGGAAGGUGUCCCUCACGUAGCUGGAGGCCCCUCAAAUGCCAUCUAUUUGUGGCCUGGACCCUGAGAGCUGGCAGAAGACAUGUGACCCCCGGACGGUAUUUUUGGCUGUGGGGGUGGGGCCUACACGGCGAGCCUAGCACCAAGCCGCUCUGGGAAAGGCAGCUCGGACGCCCCGCUCUGCUGCCCGGCUGGCCACGGGGUCCCAGGUAUGACGCCAGCUGCCUCUCAUUCCAGUCCUGAAGGGUCCCAAAGGUGGCCAGACCCCACAGGGACCUUCCCUAGACCUAGAGGAGAGGGCGAAGUUCACUGGUCAGGAAGCCCCGGCACCCUGGCGCCCAGGCGUCUGCAUCCCAGAACUGGGCUGACCAAGGCCAGGGCAGCCCCCACGGGGGCCUGAGAGUUAGAGGCUCUCCAGCUAGGGUCACCGCAGGUCGCCGAGACGGGGCAGGCAGAGGGGCCUCUGCUGGCUGGGCAGGUCCGGGUCAGGGGCCCCGCCUGACCCUCUGGGAAACCUUACCUAGGGAGCUGCUGGGAGGCAGAAGCCCCACUUCUGGUCUGUGAUCUCUUGCUCAGGUCUUCCUGAUGACCGAGUGCACCCUGACCUUGGGGAGCUGGAGGGAGCCCAGCAGCCAGUCCCAGCCAAGGCUCCUGGAAGGUCAUCGUCAAAGGCUGGUCACCUGCUGGUCACUGUGGCCCCUCCCCCAUGGCCAGCUGCCACCUGGAGCAUGCUGGGAUAGGGCAGGGCUGACCCUCGUGAGGUGGGCUUUGCUGUGUGAAGUCAGCCUGUUUGAGGGCAGGUUGCAGGAGAGGGCUGACCCAGCUGAACCAAAAAUGCUCGAAGAUACGAAGGAAAGCCACUUCUCGGGCAGAAAAUCAGAACACGAGGGUCCUAUUUCUCAACGCACCUCGCCGAUCUAGAGCUGCGUUUGGUGGACGGAGUGUGACAACGUGCCCUGAAAUUGCCACUUGGGGUCAGCUUGAAAACAGACCGUGGGGCUGCGGAUAGUCGGACCCGGAGGCAGCAGCCAGCUUGCCCCUGCUUCCUGCUGGGCCCCCGUGCAGGACGGCGAUGCUGGCCUAGCGCCGAGCCGGGGCAGGGCGUGGCAGUGCGUGAAGACCCCGAGCUCAGCCUCACACGUGCCCCUACUGACCCAAAAUGGAGAACUUCCAGUACAGCGUCCAGCUGAGCGACCAGGACUGGGCUGAGUUCUCGGCCGUUGCCGAGGAGUGUGGCCUCCUGCAGGCCGGCCUGGCCUCAGGGGAUGAGCUUCUGUCCAGUGACAUUGACCAAGGGGACAGCAGUGGCAGCAGUCCCCCUGGGCCCCAGCCCCUCCUUGGGGGCAGUGGCUGGCGUGGUUUCAAGGAGGAGGGCCAGGCAGCCCCACAGCAGCUGGUCAGCAGGUCUUGGCAAGAGCCCGUCCUGGCCCCGGAGGCUGGUCAGCAGAUGCCCGGCACGUCAGCACGGUCAGAAGCCCAGCCGUCCCUCAGCUCCGGUGCUGCCCCUCCUGGCCAGAGCACACCCCUCCAAGGUCCAGUAUCUUCCGGAGACGAGAUGCAGAGGCUUCUGCAGGGGCCGGCCCCCCGGGACUCUCCCCCUAAGCCCCCUGGGGAGCCUCCUCCGAGCCCUGAGCCCCCAGGGUCAGGGCACAGCACUGCAGCCCACAGCACUGCAUCCCAGAGGCCCCCUGGAAGCCCCGGAGCCCCGCCCCGAAGCCCCAGCCGAAAGAAGAGGCGUGCCGCAGGUGCCAAGGGGGGUGGGCGCUCAGGGGCCGCAGGCCCUGCAUCCACCCCGCCGGGCUCCCCGUUGCCCACUCAGGCCAGGCCCAAGGACGACCUUGGCCCAGCUGGGACCAUGGGGAAGGGACCCUCGGCUGGGACGGCGGAGCAGACGACAGGAGCCCAGCAGGACAAGCUGGGGCCAGAGUCUACGGCAGCCCCUGAGCUGGUGGCCAGGCCUGGGCCGGAUCCGUCUGCACCCCUCCUCACUGCUGAGCAAGGUGCAGACCUGCUCAGGACGACCCCCAGACCUGGCCCACACGCUGUGUCCACACCUGCCCAGGGCCCUUGCCCGGAUUUCUCGACCGCUCAGUCCGACACGGCUGUGUCUGAAACUGCCUCCGAGCUUCAUCCUGACACGACUGGGUCUGCAGCCGCCCACAAGCCUCCACUGGACGUGCAGCGGCCCGCGCUGAGCCCAGAGGUCACACUGGAGGUGGACGCAUCCAGACCCGUCCGAAAGGCUCAGCCUGACGUGUGUGUACCUGCACCUGCCUCUGUCCCCCAGACCCCGCCUGACCUGGAGGAGGCAGGGGCUGCCCCACCAGCCGAGCUAUAUCCGAGCCCUGUUGUGUCUUCAGGGGGGCACCAAGAGAAGCCCACAGGGGAGCCCUCAGCAGACACCCCUGGACAUGCCUUGGAGGAGCCCUCCCCAGGGCCCGUCCAAGCCGCCAAGAAGAAGAAAGUGCGGUUCUCAGUGACUGUGCCCAGCCCCGAGGAGCCGGGGUCAGGAGAGGCCUCGAGACCCCUCUCACCAGGGCCAGCCUGGUCCUCAGCCCCCAGGACGGCUUCGGGGAGCCGUGGGGGGCCUGGAGCUUGGGACGCAGUAGCUGUGGGGCCCCGGGCCCCCCAGUCUCGGAUCCUGAAGCACGUGCCCCCCCCUGCCCCCUCCGCCUCUGAGGGCCUUGGGUACAGAAGCUGCUUCGCGGUGACUGUCCCCGAAGCCUAUGAGUUCUUCUUCUGUGACACUAUCGAGGAGGAGGACGAAGAUGCCGAGGAGGCCGCAGAGGCCAGCAAGGCCCCAGCCCAAGCCCAGUGGCCGGAAGUGUGUGAGUUCUUCUUCUGCGACAGCCGAGCCCAGAGAUCUAGGCACCGGCGGCGCCAGUCCCCAGCCCCAGCCCUGCAAGCCAAGCCUGGGCCAGCCGCUCUGCCUGGAGCCCCCAUGCCCAUCUCCAUCCCUGAGGUCUACGAACACUUCCUUGGGGAGGACAGGUUAGGGGGCGUGCUGGGGCCGGCUGACCCUCUCCAACUGCGGGCCGCAGAGGCCCCCACAUCCACUCCCCAGGGAGCAGAGCCUGGCGCCCCGCUGGAGCCCAGCCUGGCCACAGCAGAGCAGCUCGACAUGGUGCUCAGGCCAGCAGAAAAGCCCUGGGGACCCCUCACCUCACUGACCUUCAGCCAGAAUGACAUGUGCCUGGUGUUCGUGGCCUUUGCUACCUGGGCUGUGAGGACAUCAGACCUGCACACCCCCGACGCCUGGAAAACAGUCUUGCUGGCCAACAUCGGCACCAUCUCCGCCAUCCGCUACUUCCGUCGGCAGGUGGGGCGUGGGCGCCAUAGCCCCAGCCCCAGCCCCAGCCCCAGCUCCUAGGACCCACACUUGGCCCAGGAAGAUGCAGGACAAGGAAGUGGCCACAGGCACUCAGGAUGAGGUGCUGCCCUCUGGCCUCGCCCUUUGACCCUUGUGUUCUGCGGCAGCAUCUAGGAAGGAGCCAGGGUCCUGAGUCCCGGCUUCCUUGGACUCCACCCACGGCUCAAGCCAGUGGCCGAAGCCCAGGCUGUGCUCCAUACCCUGGGGAGGGGGGGGUGGGUUUGGCAGGUUGGGUGGCUGGGGCCGAGCAGGGAGCUGGACAGAUUUGCCAAAAAAAAAACGGGAUGUCCAGCAAAAGUGGAAUUGCAGUCAGUGCCAGAGACGUGCAGUCGUACCUCGGCAUACGGCGGACCCUGCACGCAUUGCAUUUCGGUGAGAAAAGCAUGUUUCGGCACUUGGCACCUGCUUGGGACUCGUCGCAUUGCUAGAACUUGUGGGGGCCGAGACACCGGCGCCCCCCAAGGGGAGACGCUUCAUCUCUCAGCAUUUGCUGGUUUCGGCGCUUGUCCGAUCCCCGCCUGGAGCAAAUUGAAAACGAGUACCAAAGUACCACUGCACUUAUACCAGGAAACUGUUUGUGGUUUAUCUGAAGUCAAAUGUAACUGGGUCUGUUUUGUCUGGUCGUCUGUUAGAGGAUGAGCAGCAGGAGGAGUGUUGGAGUUAGAGGAUGCCAGAGCGCUGGCAGCAGCGGAGCCCCGCCUGGAUAUCUGGGCAGGGGGCGGGGUGAGGGGCAGGGUGGUCUGGGGACGCUGGGGUGGGGGGCAUCCCAGGGACUCUCUGCCCUGUUCUCAAGAGUGCUGGGCUGGCAGGGCCUCUGAGGCCUCUUUGAGCCCCAAGCCCAAGGGCCUGUGGCCAAGGCCUCCCAGGGUCCUGCCUGAGACAGCAAGCAGGCACCUCCAGGGGCUGUCGGAGGUGACCCCAGCGGCCCCUGCAGGGUGGGGGUCUGCAGGGCAGAGCCUGGGGCCCCUGCUCAGGGGAGCCCUGGACAAGGUGCACAGCAGAGUUCGGUGGUAUCAGGUGGAGGGACGGGCCACUUGGGACUGGGCCAGGGCUGAGAGGAGCCAGAGACGGGGCAGGAAGGUGGGCAGGGCGCGGGGGAGGUGCUAGAGGGGCACAUGGCCAGGGGCAGCGGGCACAGGUUCCACGCAGCAGGGGCCCCUGGCUGCCGAGGGAAGAACGUGUGGACACAGACAAAUAAAGUUUCCUUCUCUUCUUUCUUGUUCA
Molecule: messenger RNA, 5303 nt
Organism: Artibeus jamaicensis (Jamaican fruit-eating bat)
Lineage: Eukaryota; Metazoa; Chordata; Mammalia; Chiroptera; Phyllostomidae
Gene: PERM1
Product: PPARGC1 and ESRR induced regulator, muscle 1
Exons: 3
Coding region: 1869-4079 (736 amino acids)
Biological process (GO): response to muscle activity; regulation of DNA-templated transcription
Cellular component (GO): nucleus; cytoplasm
Source: RefSeq, a predicted model, not a curated record